Molecule: messenger RNA, 5876 nt
Organism: Myxocyprinus asiaticus (Chinese sucker)
Lineage: Eukaryota; Metazoa; Chordata; Actinopteri; Cypriniformes; Catostomidae
Gene: nab2
Product: NGFI-A binding protein 2 (EGR1 binding protein 2)
Exons: 8
Coding region: 203-1621 (472 amino acids)
Biological process (GO): negative regulation of DNA-templated transcription
Cellular component (GO): nucleus
Molecular function (GO): transcription factor binding; transcription coregulator activity
Source: RefSeq, a predicted model, not a curated record
AGGUCUAACAAGCACCGAAAACAAAAAAAUGACGUAUCUGACGCAUAAAGGUACAAGCAUAUAGUAGGGCGAAAGUUUUAAUAUUUAUUCAUUGAGUUAGAGAAGUGAAAAUCCUUUACAUUCGGGUCGGCUCGGUUUCUGGAAGCUUUAGUGUUCGCCUGUCCUGGAUUCUGCCUUGAAGCAUUUAGAGCAGAACAGCAGGAUGUCACUGCCACGGACACUAGGUGAGCUGCAGCUCUAUCGAGUUUUACAGCAGGCCAAACUACUGAUGUACUAUGACACCUUCAUCCAGCAGGGUGGCGAUGAUGUUCAACAGCUCUGUGAGGCUGGGGAGGAGGAAUUUCUAGAGAUCAUGGCGCUAGUUGGGAUGGCAACGAAACCCCUGCAUGUGCGCCGUUUGCAGAAGGCUCUUCACGACUGGGCAGCCAACCCUACUCUAUUCAACCAACCUCUGGGCACCAUUGUGGCCCCUUGUGGAAUUUCCCUUCUCAGGAUCGACAGCACCAAUGCUGCGGGCUCAGGGAUUAUGGAUUCAAGAAAAACACUGAGCAAUGGGCAACCAGGUUCUCAGUGUGAUAGAGAGGAACAGGGGUCUUACCUUACACUCCUGCGAGAUGUCAACAGUCCUAAGAGCCCCUGCUCACAGGCAUCUCCAAUGGCCCAAGACCAUCUGUACAGAGACAAACUGUUCCCCAUGGACCCUCACUGGCUCAGCUCUGACAUGUAUGAAGAUGAUGGGUUGGAUGAUGACCAGCCCAGUUCCCCUCUAACUUUCACUGGUUAUUCAAAUCUUCUGGGUCCUUCGACACCUACUUCUUCUUCAUCCUCCUCUACUAUGACCUCUCCAUGGCUUGGAGGUCAGUUGGACCUAAAGACCAUUAAAGCAGUGGAGGGAAGUGUUGAUAGACUUCUGAAAACCUUGCCUCAAGCUGAUCAAACUGAGUUGAAGACUCUACUAAGACUCAAAAAGAGAAUGGCAAAGACGGUGGGACACAUUUUCAACUUGGAACCUCAUGACAAGAGCAAAGAGGAGGAGAUACGCAAGUACAGCCUGAUCUAUGGCCGCUUUGACUCCAAGAGGAGGGAAAGGAAGCAGCUCACCCAUCAUGAGAUGCUCAUCAAUGAGGCAGCGGCCCAAUUCUGCAUCCGUGACAACGCACUUUUGUUACGCCGGGUUGAACUGUUCUCAUUAGCACGACAAGUGGCGAGAGAAUGUGCCUACACUUCAACAUUUAAACAAAACAGGAGAUUCUUAGAUGAUUGUACUGCCUCUGUUGACUGUACUGCUCAGAAGAGAAUCAGGCAUGAUGUAACAGAUUUAGAUCCAGUAGUCAAUAGUGACAUCAGAUCUACAGCAGAUGACAACAGCCUGUCUGGAGAAAGUUUUGAUAGUCUGACACAAGCAUCACUUCUCACAUAUGAUGUGAUCACAACUAAGAUCUACAGAUCAAAUAUCAGCCCUCAGUUGCACCCGUCCUUAUCCCCUAACCCCCCCAUCAACAACACUGGCCUCGUCAACUGGAGUCGCCAGCUCAUGCAACAAACACUCAUGGACGAGGGCCUCCGAUUGGCUAGAAUGGUGUCAUGUGACCACACAAGCAAAGUCAGCCUAGGGUUAUAAAAAAGACAGAUUGCAGAGAUGGAAGAGAAGGUGGAGAGGAGACGACUGAGUUACAGCAACUUCAGUUCAGCAAACACCAGAGACGAUCCAUAACUGAUAGUCUGCAAAUCUCAUGUUAAACUCAGGUCUCAUGUCAACUCUAAAUGCUUUGCUGUUCAUUCUGUUCAGUAUGCACCAUAUGAUUAUGUCUUUACAGGCAUUUGAUAGAACAUUCUUGUACAUCCUUUCAAAUGUUAAAUGAUGCAAGUACAGGUUAGAGUUGUAAAUCCAUUUCAUAUUCUUGCUAUUUAAUGACUUUUUUUUUUAAUAGUAGUCUACACCAGUAAAAUGCAAGUUUAAACAGUGGUGAUUUUGACUUGAUUAGCAUGUAAUGGCAGUACAAGUCUUCAGUAGUGCUAAUUGUGUGACAAGCAAUGCAGAGAAUGAAAUUCUUCACCCAAAAAUGAAAAUGCUGUCAUCAGUUACUCAUGCUAUUCCAAACCUGUUUGACUUUCUCAUUUUAAAAUAUGUGAUGCAGUAUUUUAGAAUGGUGACUGAGGCUGUCAUUCUGCCUAACAUCUAAUUUUGUGUUCCACAUUAGAAAGAAUAUUACAUGGUUUUGAAACAACAUGAGAGUCAUUUUUGGAAAAACUAUCACUUUAAUGAUAGAUGACAUUCCUGUCAAUUUAAAGGAAUAUCCCGGGUUUAAUACAAGUUAAGCUCAAUCGACAGCAUUUAUGGCAUAAUGUUGAUUACCACAAAAAAUUAUUUCAACUCGUCCCUUCUUAAAAAUAGCAGCAAAAACCGAGGUAACAGUGAGUGUUAGUUACAAUGUAAGUAAAUGGGGCCAGUUUUUGGAGGGUUUAAAGGCAGAAAUGUUAAGCUUAUAAUUUUAUAAAAGCAAUUACAGUAGCAAGAAAAAAUAUGUGAACCCUUUGGAAUUACCUGCAUUUAUGUAGAAAUGUCUUAAAAACUUAAAGAUACAAUAAUGAACGAACAAACAAUCUGUUUUAACUAAUAACACACAAAUUAUUGUAUUGUUCUUGUACACAUUGAAUACAUCAUUCAAACAUUCACAGUGUAGGCUGGAAAAAGUAUGUGAACCCCUAGUCUAAUGACGUCAACAAAAGCUAAUUAGAGUCAGGAGUUGGCAAACUUGGCAUCCAAUUAAUGAAACAAAUAGUUUUAUAAAAUGCACUCAAACAUUUUGAGUUUGCUAUUCACAAGAAGCAUCUAUUGACAUGGACCAUGCCUCACAAGAAAGAGAUCUCAUAAGACCUAUGAUCAAGAAUUGUUGCAUAAAGCUGAAAAGGGUUACAAAUUUAUCUCGAAGAGCUUUAGAUAUUCAUCUGUCCACAGUUGGACAAACUGUCAAUAAAUGGAGACGAUUUAGUAGGUGUAGUCAAGACCAGACCCAGACCAAGACUAGACCCCUUGAGACCCAGAUCCAGACCAAGACCUAUCCCCAUGACCAAGACCCAGACCUGAAGAUCCAAGAACAAGGCAGUACAUUUAUAUUUGAAGAAUCUUCUUCAAAGUUUUCAAAUGCAAAUUUUACCACUGCAGGCUCUGACAUUUUCCAGACAGCUAUAUAGAAAAAAACAGUCCAGUUUUACAAGAUGCCUUCGUAACCCAAAUCCUAGCUAUAUAAAUAAUACAACUAAAGUGAAGUGAAUUUAAUUGGUUAGUGGACAGCCUAGAUGUAGAUCCUAGGCUGUCCAUCACAGUAGAGGUCUGCAUGGCAAUGGUCUGAUUUUCAGUGCAUGUACACCCAUUCUUUUUAUUGCCCCACCACACCACACCAGGUGUCACAAAGCUGUUUAUUCUUCUACUGUAAUAAAAGAUAAAAAAGUGUCAUAUAUGGCUCUUUAUUGCAGGCAUCAUUUUUUAAAAUAAUAAUAAUUAAAAAUGUAAAAACAAAUCCUAAAGGAAUGCUAAUAGAUUGUUAAUGAAAUAAUACAAUUUCAAUUUAUCCAAUAGGAUCUUAAUGUAUUCUUAGUGGAUACUAAUCUGAUUCCUUUAGGACUGGUUCAAAAUUAUGAAAAAUUCCUUCAAGAUUGUUUGCAUCAUAAAUAAACUCUCAAAACACAGGUGGCUGCUCCACGUUAACAUUAAAUGCCAAAUUCAUCUUUGCUAAUCAAAGUUAAACCGAAAGAUGGAAACUUAAUUGAAAACUAUUGUUGGAAAAUUAAACUAUUAAAACAACCAUGCAUAAACAGAAUGUUCUUCACUGACCAUCUCUGAUCGAAACAAAGAAAGACAAAUGAUGAUGUAAAACAAUUAUAAUAAUUGAAAAGAACAGUUUGAAAGAAUUAAUUCACAGAAAUGAGUCGGACUUUCCAAAAUCAUGUGUAACUGAGAAUUGUGUUUCAUAUGCAUUAAUAUAACAAAAUAAAAAUGUUUAUUUUAAUUUUUUUAAAUCACAGACACGUAUUUGUACAUACAUAUAUGGUAUAUUAUAUAUUUUUUGUCUUAAUGUGUAUUUCUAUAUAUACUUAUAUUGUCGAUUCGCUUUUUAUUAUCUCUGUCUUGUUGUUUUAUUGUUUGUGCACUGGAGGCUUCCUUGUAUGUGUAAUAAAGCUCAUUCUGAUUCUGAAAGAACAGCAAUUAACUAAUUCAGGAACACAGUUCUCAGCUUGUUUGAGGUGUUUUCAGAGGAUGAACUGAUGCCAACUCCAACUGUAAGACAUUGGAUACUUCAUAUGCCACUGCCUGAACCUUGGACUUAGGAUGGACCCCACCGAACCUCACCAAAAUGACCUGCAGGUUGAACUGCAAUGUGUUCCUUGCCACAGUCGCCUUCAGCUUGCUUACAGGGGUUCUAAAUACGAUUAUUAUUUAAUUAUUUAAUUUCUAUACACAAUUUACAAUCAUAUUUAAUCAAACUACACAAUGAUCACUCUAAGACUUUAUAGAUAUUACAGUUUCAUUUUUUGUUAAUGCAUGAUAUCCUGUAAAGCUCAAUUAGGUCAAAAAGAACACUAGAAUGACAGCUAAAGACUUGAAGGAAUCAUUGGAACUGGUGACCAACUCUGUUCAUGAGUCUACUAUACAGAAAACAUGAAACAGGCAUGGUGUCCAUGGCAGGACACCACAAUGGAAGCUACUGCUUUCCAACAAAAACAUUGCUGCAUGCCUUAAGUUUGCCAAAGACCACCUUGACACUCCACAGUACUACUGGGAAAAUGUUUUUUUUGACUGAUCAAUCUAAGGUUGAAUUGUUUGAGAAGAAAAUGCAGCGCUACAUAUAGCAUAAAAAGGGCACCUCAUACCAACAUGAAAACCUCAUACCAACAUGAAAACAUCAUCCCAACGGUUAAGUACGCUGGAAGGAGCAUCAUGAUUUGGGGCUGAUUUGCUGCUUCAGUGCCUGGACCGCUUGCCAUUCGAGGGAAAAAUUAAUUUCCAAGUUUAUCAAGAUAUCCUACAGGAUAAUGUCAGGGUGAAGCUGAAGCUCAGUAGAAGCUGGGUGAUGCAGCAGGACAAUGAACCUACAUAUUGAAGUAAAUCCACUACAGAAUGGCUUCAAAUAAAGAAAAUCCACCUUUUGGAGUGGCCCAGUUAGAGCACAGACCUUAAUCCAAUAGAGAUGCUGUGGAAUGAACUCAAGAGAGCCAUUCACACCAGACAUCCUAAGAAUAUGGCUGAGCUGAAGCAGUUCUGUUAGGAAGAAUGGUCCAAAAUUCCUUCUGAACGUUGUGCAGGUCUAAUCCACAGCUACUGGAAACACUUGGUUGAGGUUAUUGCUGCCAAAGGAGGAUUGACCAAGUAUUAAAUCCACAGUACUUUGAAUGUUUAAUGGGAUGCGUUUAAUAAAGACAUGAAAGAUUAUAAUUGUUUGUGUUUUGUUAGCUUAAGUACAUUGUGUUCGUCUAUACUUGUGACUUUGAUGAAGAUGAGAUCACAUUUUAUGACCAAUUAAAGCAGAAAACCAGCUAAUUCCAAAGGAUUCAAAUACUUUUUCUUGACACUGUACAUUAUUUUUUCUGUUAAAACUCAUGUAUUAUUUGAACUGUAAAGUUGUUUAAAAAGUCUUUUUUUUUUUUUACAAUCAUUUUAGGGUUUGUUGACAUCGUCAUGGCAGCGAAGUUGCUUAUGUCUUGCUUAAUACUUAUGUACAUGUGAUUUUUUUUCGUUUUUUAUUUUUAAUAAAUUUGCAAAGAUUUCAAACAAACUUCUUUCACGUUGUCAUUAUGGGGUAUUGUUUGUAGAAUUUUGAGGAAAAUAAUGAAUUUAAUCCAUUUUGGAAUAAGGCUGUAACAUAACAAAAUGUGGA